Messenger RNA from Mesoplodon densirostris (Blainville's beaked whale), 768 nucleotides. RefSeq names its product leucine rich repeat containing 18 (gene LRRC18). Gene Ontology annotation, molecular function: protein binding. The coding region runs from base 1 to 768 and encodes 255 amino acids. The record is from RefSeq and is a predicted model, not a curated record. The transcript has a single exon. Lineage: Eukaryota; Metazoa; Chordata; Mammalia; Artiodactyla; Ziphiidae.
AUGGCCAAGGUCAGGAAAGGCCCCAAGGGUAAAAAGAUCACCCUCAGUGUGGCCAAGAAUUGUAUCAAGAUCACAUUUGAUGGGAAGAAACGCCUUGACUUGAGCAAGAUGGGAAUUACCACCUUUCCCAAGUGUAUUCUGCGACUCAGUGAUGUAGACGAGCUCAACCUUAGCCGGAAUAUGAUCAGGAAGAUUCCUGACUCAAUCUCCAAGUUCCAGAACCUGCGGUGGCUGGACUUGCACAGCAACUACAUUGACAAGCUCCCUGCGUCCAUCGGCCAGAUGACCUCUCUGCUUUACCUCAAUGUCAGCAACAAUAGGCUGACCACCAAUGGGCUGCCUGAGGAGCUCAAUCAGCUCAAGAAUAUCCGCACUGUGAAUUUCGGUCUGAACCACCUGGACCGCGUGCCCACCAUGCUAGGCUCUCUGAAGGAGCUCCAUGAGGUGGGGCUCCAUGACAACCUGCUGAGCACCAUCCCCAACAGCAUCUCCAAGCUCCCCAAGCUGAAAAAGCUCAACACAAAGCGAAACCCCUUUCCCAAGGCAGAGGAGUCAGGUACGUUCAUAGAUUCCAUCAAGAGGCUGGACAACCUAUAUCUGGUGGAGGAGAAGGAUCUAUGUGGGCCUUGCCUGAGAAAAUGCCAACAGGCCCAGGACAAGCUGAACAAAAUCAAAAGCAUGGCCACGACAGCACCAAGAAGGGCCAUCUUUUCCAGUUUGGUCUCACCCAACUCCAUCGCCAGGGAAUCCCAGGAAGAUUGGAGGUGA